UGACAUAUUUACUUCCGCAUUUCUUUGUCAUUUCCGGUCACAAAAGUUUUUGAAAGAUAAUAGGAUCAACAAUUCAAAAGAAAUCGGUUGUCAUCGACGCAUCAGAUGAUAUUUUUAUUUUAAAUGUGUAAGGUAUUCAAUUAAGAAUAUCUCAAAACUUCUUUCUAUCGCACCUAGUGCCGCAUCUCUCAGGAUGAGCUUUCUGUUUGGAAACAAAAACAAUAAGACAUUCAAGCCUAAAAAGAAUAUACCUGAAGGCACACAUCAGCAUGACUUGAUGAAACAUGCUGCUGUUACACUGGGAAGUGGAAACCUUCGUCAAGCUGUCAUGUUACCAGAGGGAGAGGAUCUCAAUGAAUGGGUGGCUGUCAACACUGUCGAUUUUUUCAACCAAAUUAAUAUGUUAUAUGGGACAAUAACAGAAUUCUGUACAGAGGAGACUUGUCCGGUCAUGUCAGCAGGUCCAAAGUACGAAUAUCACUGGGCUGAUGGUCAGGCUGUCAAAAAGCCAAUCAAAUGCUCUGCACCAAAAUACAUAGACUACUUAAUGUCUUGGGUACAGGACCAACUGGAUGAUGAAAGUCUAUUCCCCUCCAAAAUUGGUAUUCCAUUUCCAAAGAAUUUCCUUGCCUGUGCCAAAACAAUACUUAAAAGACUUUUCCGAGUGUAUGCACACAUCUACCACCAACACUUUAAGGAGGUGUGCCAGCUUGGUGAGGAAGCUCAUCUCAAUACUUCCUUCAAACAUUUCAUCUUCUUUGUGUACGAGUUCAGUCUCAUCGAAAAACGAGAGCUUGCCCCCUUGCAGGAGCUGAUCGACAAACUCACAAGCAAAGACAGAUAGAGGCUAUGACAGGGUAUACACUAGUCCAAUUAUUUCCCACUCUGUCAGAGCUUCUCGGUUGGUGCUUCCAGUGUCAUAAUCUCACUCACAUUGUAUGCAUGAAGGAGGCAAUCCAUAAAUAUAUAUAUAUAUGCAUUGUGUGGGCAACAGCAGCCAACAAUAUCACAAGUUUGUUGUCCAAUGACGUAUGAAUUAGAAGUCUUUUAUUUAUUAGUAUCUGUUUCUGGUCAAAUUCCUCAUUGGUAUCUCUUUCUGGUUAUAUAGAGGUUAGAUAAGUAAUACAUGAUCAUGCAAGGCUGUUGGUAUUUGUACCAAAAGCUGGUAUCUUUUAGACACACAGUAUUUUUAUUUGACUUGUCAAGUGUUGAUGGGAAACUUUUAUGAAGAUUUGCUUUGUUGAACUCUUUCAAACUUCAGAUGAGGUAGUGUUUGUAUUUGUUGGGUGUGUGGACAAGUAGUUUCAAUAUGGUAUCUUCAAACCUGAUGCAUGUACCUCUACUACUAGGAGUUGUGUAUGGGUAUGUCAGACCCUGCAAACUUUACAUGAGGCAUAUAGUAAGCUGUACAUACACACAGAGAACACCUUUGUACAAGAGUCUUGUAUUUGAUAACGUUUAAGUAACUACAUAUAUGUAUAUACUGUUACCAUCUCAGUUUCAUUGCUGAGUUGUAUUGUCAGCAAAAUUACUCCUGACAACACACAACACUUCAUCAAUAUACUUGUUUAUCAUAACACUCUAUUUGUAAACAAUGAUGUAAGACUUCAAUAUAUUUUGUGCCGACGUCUCUGACGGCUGAUUAUUUUAAGCAAUUAAGUGCAAUAACACAUGAUUUAAUUUACGCUCUUUGUAGUGAUUAUUUAAUAUUGUUAUGCAAAUGUACAGUCUAACCUAUAUUGAGAGACCACUGAAAGAAGUCUGUUUUACCAUUUCGAGAAAAUUCAUGGAACUGCUGUGACAAACCAUCUUUUUAGUAGCAGUUGAUUUCUACUGUUUGUCAAAACAGGUUGUACUGUGGUAUUUGUCCAAACUAACAUUCAGUUUUGAUUCGUAGUAGAUGUAUCUUGAGGUGUUUGGAGAUGUAGAUGGUGGUAAAGAGACUGCUCUCUUUCAUUGUAAGGAGUUGACAUGGUUAUAUGGUAGUCCAUUCUGUCCGUUUCAGUGUUAUACUGAUGAAAAUGUAUUUUUUGUUGGAUUAUGUUAAGGAAUCAUUGGUAUGGUAUAUACUAUGAACUACAAAUGCAUGUAUAUAUUCUCUACCAAACCUUAAAGGUUUGUGCCAUAUUAUUCGUGAAGUCGAGAUGACGUAAUAUGGUCAUAAUUUACAUAUCUAGCCGCAGGUAACUACUUACGCUAGUGAAUAAGACACACAACAGUGCUUGGUUUUGUUAUUUAAUUUGUGUACUUGGGAAUUCCUGAAAUGUUCUGUACUUGGAAUUAAGUUUUUCAGCUGCCAAGUAAUAUUUAUUGUUGUAUAAUUGACCGUGUGAAUAACUGAGAAUGAAUGCAGAUCUGUGUAGAUGGUCAUAAAGAUAAGUUGCUGUUAUUAACUAUACCUAUUUCUCAAUUUCUGUCUCUUAGAUCAGUUGAACUGGAAAAUGUGUUUUAAAUGUGUUACUGUUACAAUAAACAGCAUUGUUUUGCCAAUUUGUGUCAUAACACAUGCAUUGUUAUUAUCAUCAUAAGUUUUAUAUAUAUUAUAUGAAUGUAUAUGUAUAUAUACAUCUGUUUGUAAAAAGAUUGCUAAAUUUUGCGUGUUAUAUAUGUAAAUAAUCGUAAUGAGACACUUCAGGAAUCCGUCUAUUUGUUGGCUCCAGCAAAAUUGAAAAUAAUGUGCUAUUUCCUUUGGAAUCUUCAACAAUGUAAACAAAUUCAAAAGAAUUCUGACUGCAAAACCAUGAUUACAUGUAAUAUAUUUGAUAACUUCCUCCUCUUUCUUAUAUUAUUACUACAAAGCUGCAUUUUAAAGUAUUUUUUCCAUUGGUGUAGAAUGAUUUUCAAUAUCCAUAGGAAAGCUUUAGACCAGUAGCUUGUUUUUUAUGAAAAGCGUACAACAUUCCAUAUAUCAUGCUUACUAUUGGCUUUUGCUCCCGGGUAGUAAUGUUGGAGAGAGAAAAUGUGGACUGAUCAAAUCUGAAAUUUAAUCUGUUGGAAGAUUGUACAUAAUUGUGGUAUAUGAAUUUGUAAAACAUACAUGUACUGUUAUUAAGUGUAACAAUGGCUGUAGAAAAGGAAGGUACUGAAGUGAUUCUCUCGUUGGACUAGGAUUUUCUGUCUGCUGUAGUGAUUGGCUUGAAUUUGCAACUUUGAACUUUUCUUCAUUUAGUGUCAAUUCUGUCAGUUUUCAAUGUGACAUACAAGAAUGUUACUCAGUUUGUCUGUCUGUCCAUUUGAAUGAUUUCUUAGCAAGUACUCGGUUCAGUGUUUAGGGAUUUUUGCCAAAUAUUUCUUAUCAAAAUAUAUUAGGAUUUCCCUAAUCCAUGGAUGUUUAUUCAAGUUUCAUAUACCUCUCUGUUCUGAUCACCUGUUAAGGGCUUUUUGGGGUUAAUUUUGGGAAAGGCUCCUGUUGUCAUUUAAGAAGAAAAAAAUAAUUGACAUGUCUGCUUGGUGUGUCAGUAAAAGCAACAUGCAACACUGGUUUACCACUUUUAUUCAUAUUCAGUGAGCCAAUUUUCUGGCCUUUUUAUGAUCAUAUCUUCAUAAAAUAAUAUAUGACCAAAGAAACUAAAACAUUCAUCAAAUAUUAUUUCAUUUCACAUAUUGAGUGUUGCUUUGUCAUCUGUCAGAAUACAAGAGAAAAAAUUCAUACUCAAAUUUUGAUGUUAAUUGGUGUUAAUCUGCAUACGACAGAGUAAAUAUGAGGUCGGUUUAGAAGAUAGAUUAAUUUUGAAAAAAAUUGUAAAUACUUCUCAAGUCUGAUUGGCUGAUACAUCCUUUCGAAUACAAUCACUGUUUGGCAGAUCAAGAAAGGUCCUGCUGCCUUAUCAUAUUGGCUUUGCCAUUGAAAGAAAAAUUGUGAAAUCAUAAAGUAGUGUUCAUUUGUUUACUAAUCUAUUGGUGAAGAUUUUCAAUCAUGAUUGUAAUAGGAGAGGCAAAAAUGCACAGCCAGACCGGGGUUCAAACCUGGGACCUUCUGAACUCUUAGACGGAUGCUCUACCAAUUGUGCUAUCUGGUCGCCAACAACUACCGACCCAGUUCAGUUCCGCUACAUUCCUCUCUCCUUUUUCUUACUCUUCGCCCCCGAAGACACAACUUUAACAACCAAGGUUUGGGUAUCCCCUUGCUAAGCAUACACCAAUUGUUUGAAAUAAGGGUUGGUCACAGACACUACUGAAACGGGAGAGGAAAAAUGCAUGACCACUCGGCCAGACCGAGGUUUGAACCCGGGACCUUCCAAACUCUUAAACAGACGUUCUACUAAUUGAGCUAUCUUGUCCCUAACAAUCGACCCAGUCUAGUUUCGCUACAAUUGGAACAGUGUAUUGGUCCUCCUCCCCCACCCCUCUCCCAAAAAAAAGCAUAAUAAAACCAACAGGUAGUGCAAGUUGUAGUACACGUAUCUGCUUUAUUAUACUAUAUCCUUCUGGGCGGUCACCACAAGUGUCGGACAGUGCUACAUGAUGUAUAUCUAUCUGUAGCAACUUAAGGUUAUAUGUUAGCCUACUAUUAUCAGUAAAUGCACCUCCUUCACAAAAGAUCUCUACAUAAGGCAACCUGUAAAUUGUGGUUUAGACUUAGGCAGUCAAUUAAGGAUACAUUUGAAAGGAAACAUUAAUGCUAUAUAUAACACUCCUGAAAUACUGCAUUCUUGUAUAAUUCUGGAUGGAAAUACAGUGUAAAACACAUUUUGUAUAAGAGAGUUUCUCUAGUUCUUGUUGCCCAAGUAUCCCGUUUGCUGGCUAAUUCCAUAGUAUUCGUGUGUAUAUGUACUUGUAUAUUUCAUUCUUAGAUGCCAAAUAUCUUUAAAAUCUGUGUUAUGUUACUCAAGCUACUUUAGUAGGAAUGUGAUGUUUUUAAGUGUUUGUUAAUGAGUAAAGCUCGAAUCGUUUUAUUCUACCCAUCCAUCAGUGGACUUGUGCCUUCCCUUCAGAAGUGUUUAGGAAAUAGAUUGGUUAUGUAAUUCCAUUUCAAGUGGUUUAUUUUCGGAUUGGCUGUCCAAUCUUAGACCAACAAUUUUAUAAGAAACUCAUUCAGGGUCUUAAGUAGAUAGUUCGGAAAUACAUCUACUGAUCAAAUUACUUAAAUCAUUUUGGUUACAUCUUGGCAGAAACGAUAUACUGUGUCCAGACUAACCACUUACCAGGUUCAACUGUAAACAGAUCCCUAAGAAUGCAAACUAAUGAUUUCUACAGUAGUGUAGUCAUCCUGAGUGGGUAGACUAAAUAUCAUAUUUACUAUCUAUGGGGGGGAAGGCACAGUGCAGUGUUGGUGUUUUCCUAUACUGUAUAGAGAGUUGAUCUGGUGCAUGCUGGAUCAAGUGACUGUUGGAGAGAGUCUUUAAUCUUUGUCAAUUUAACUUCUCACCUGUAGCCUAUUACAGUGUGGCAUCAUAUUGUAAACAUGUCACACACAGCAAGAGCUGGCCUGUCCGGGUCAAAGCACUUUGUUUGUUUUGCUUGAAUGAUGUUGGUCCCAAUGGAAAGACACAGGAGAGGACAAGGCCUAAAUUAAUUAGGUAUUUUAUGAAAAUCCAUGCAAAGAUGUAAUAAAUGAAUUCACAACACUAACAAA
Messenger RNA from Mizuhopecten yessoensis (Yesso scallop), 5575 nucleotides. Its product is annotated as MOB kinase activator 1B. NCBI's taxonomy places the organism in Eukaryota, Metazoa, Mollusca, Bivalvia, Pectinida, Pectinidae. Bases 194 to 844 code for a protein of 216 amino acids. Gene Ontology annotation, molecular function: protein kinase activator activity. Gene Ontology annotation, biological process: hippo signaling; positive regulation of protein phosphorylation. Gene Ontology annotation, cellular component: nucleus; cytoplasm. The record is from RefSeq and is a predicted model, not a curated record. The transcript is spliced from 4 exons.